AUGUCAAAUCUAAAUUCAAAACUUAUAAAAUAUAAAAAUCUAAAUCUUGUUGCGCAUUUGAAUGAGACAUUCCCUACAUACGAAAAGGCGGUAAUAGAAAUGGAAAAGGAUAAAACCAACUCAACAAAAUCUUAUAUUGAGACAGAAAUUUUUAAGGUAUUUUUGCAAAAUUCUGAUUCUCUUCUCGACAUUCUUAAUACCUAUGAAUCUGUUUACAAUAAAUUAACAGAGUUAAGAGACAUUUACUAUCGCACAAAUUUUCAGAGUGAAGAUGUUGUGCCAGUCGACAAAAAAAAAUUAAGAGAUUUUAGAGGGAUUUUAAAAAAGUUUACAACUGAUAUAUCAAGCUUUGAUACAGGACAGAGGGUUUUAGAGUUUUAUGAAUUUGUUGGUCAGUAUAUAUUUCUUAUGACCAAUGAUAUUUUAUUUAUCGGUAAGAAAAGUGAUGUAAAUUAUACUUUAGUUAAUACUUUUAAUUAUUCAAUUAUAGAUUUAGAAACUACUGAUAAACUUACAGUAAAGAUGGGAGAUAUGAAGUUGGUUUACGAAGGAGAACAAGAAAAUAUUAAUAAAAUCGGGAGAAAAUUUCAACAAUUAAGUUACACCUACGAAGAUUCAGUAUCGACAGAAACUGAAAAAACAUCAUAUGAUGCUGAUUUGAAAGACUAUUUUAUACAAACGGAAAAAUAUGAUGAGUUGAUUAAAAAUGAUAUGAUUUUUAUCGGUGACAAAACAUUGCGAUUUUAUGAUUUUUCCACGUUGCAACGAUGUACCAAAAAAAAUGAUUUGCUACUUGUCUCAUUUCUUAAAGAUAGAUUUAAUGAAUUAUUAUUGAUGAUAAACAAGAUAGAUACAUUAGAAAAUAUAAUUACGAGAGUAUUUGACUACUUUUAUAAGUUUUAUUUUGAAGAAAAAGAUAUUUUUAAAGAAAAAAAUAUUAAAUUUUUAUUAUUGCUCGAAGAUCAUAUUUUGGAAUGUUUUAAAUUUUUUGAAAAAAGAUUACUUAGCAGAAAAUUUUACUCUAAAACGCUAGAUGAAAUUUUAAAUCUAAUUAGUACAAAGUUAAUAUUUGAUAAUAAUGAUUAUUCCUAUAUGGUAGAGUACUUUACUGAUAAAUUAAAUCAGCAAAAAGAAAAAUUUUUAGACAAAGGGCGUGAUGAAAUUAAGCAAGCUAUAAUGGAAUAUUUACGAUGA
This is a messenger RNA of Vairimorpha ceranae, 1194 nucleotides long. Its product is annotated as leucyl aminopeptidase. The record is from RefSeq and is a predicted model, not a curated record. Lineage: Eukaryota; Fungi; Microsporidia; Nosematidae. The coding region runs from base 1 to 1194 and encodes 397 amino acids. The transcript has a single exon.